Microdochium trichocladiopsis is the source of this 1137-nucleotide messenger RNA. RefSeq names its product cytochrome P450. The coding region runs from base 1 to 1137 and encodes 378 amino acids. The record is from RefSeq and is a predicted model, not a curated record. Lineage: Eukaryota; Fungi; Ascomycota; Sordariomycetes; Xylariales; Microdochiaceae. The transcript is spliced from 4 exons. Gene Ontology annotation, molecular function: heme binding; monooxygenase activity; oxidoreductase activity, acting on paired donors, with incorporation or reduction of molecular oxygen.
AUGGCUCCACAAGUCUUUCACGAUCUCAUCAUGACUCUCAUUCCAGUUCAGGGGGACAUUGUAUGGCCAUCCUUGAACACCAUCCUCCUGGGCACGGGAGCAACCGUUUUGCUCCGUGCCGUUUACUUGCUCUACCUGCAUCCGCUAGCAGGCAUUCCAGGGCCCCGUCGAGCUGCAUUAUCCAAUUUGUGGCUCUAUAGCGUGAGUAAGGCUGGUCAUGCACCUGAAAGAUUUAUAGAAUUACAUCGCAAGUACAACUCAAACCUUCUUCGCAUUGGUCCCAAUGAGAUCCACAUUUUGGACUCGUCACAAUACCACACCAUCUAUUCUCAAGAUCACGCCUUUUUGAAGGAUUCUGCCUUUUACGACGGAUUUCUCCUACCACACUCCGUCACUACGGAACCAGACAAAAUGCUGCACCGGGCCCGGCGCAAGAAACUUUCGGUCUUCUUUUCCAAGGCAUCAAUUUCCAGCUUCCAGCACUUAAUUUAUGACAAGCUCGACAAGCUCUGUGAGAUGAUCAGCGAACAUGCUGAUGGUAAACCAUUACAAUUUUCAAACGCGAUCAGAUGCGCGACAGUAGAUAUUAUAUCAGAAGUCUCAUUCGGCGAAUCCCUUGGCCAGCUGGACGAAGCCGAGGGCCCAGGGUUCGAGACCAAUUUUCUCAAGGUCCUAGAUGUGAUGUUGAGUGGCCCAUGGGAGCUUAUAUAUUUCCCGGUCCUCCGGAAAGUCAUGUCCAAGGCGCCACUCUCAUUUCAAGCAGCGGUAGGUGGUGCCAAUGGACGUGCCGCCCGAUUCGCCUACUUGAUUAUAAACAUCCUCCGCAAUUACUUCCAAACCAAGGAGCCCAUCGGUACCGUCGCAGCUGGUGACCGACGGAUGGUUGUCUUUGACGCAAUCAAAGAUCUUGAGUACACUGAUCUUGUGGCUGAGGCCCAAAACAUCAUUAUUGCCGGUUCUGACACUACCGCCACUACACUCACCGUCGCUUUCUUGCAAAUGCUGAAAAGUCCGCCUGUGUAUAACGCACUGAAGAAGGAAAUCCGCGAGGCAAACCUCCUGACGGAGCAGGACUUUGACUUGCUCGCUUUAGAGCGACUUCCAUAUCUGGAGUCCUACCAACCAGACGGUUGGUGA